GCCCUUGGCAACGGUUGCAUGUCGAUUUUGCAGGCCCGAUAAACGGAGUGACGUACCUCGUGGUGGUUGAUGCUCAUUCAAAAUGGCCAGAAGUGUUUCCAAUGCGGACAACCACCACUGAAGCAACCAUUUCAUGCCUACAUGAACUGUUCUGCAGAUUCGGAUUUCCCGAGACUUUAGUGUCCGACAACGGCACUCAGUUCUCUUCUGCAGAUUUCCAGGAGUACCUGCAGCGGGUAGGAACCAGACACGUGAGAACAGCUCCGUAUCAUCCCAGCAGCAACGGUCUGGCAGAGCGUUUCGUCCAGACGCUGAAGGGUGCACUUCGGAAGUCCAGCCGACCCACAUCACCGUCGGAACUCGCAGACUUCCUCCUGUCGUACCGCAACACUCCGCAAGCGACUACUGCAGAGGCACCCUCCCUUUUGCUGUUGGGGAGGCGCCUCAGGACUAGGCUAGACCUCGUCAGGCCCUCCGUUGAGGAGCGGGUCGCGCACAAACAGUUUCAGGACACCAGUCGCCGCAGGCAUCGUGCGACUGCGUUCAACGAAGGAGACUUCGUGCGUGUCCGCAAUUUUCGCCGAGGACCAAGGUGGCUCAAUGCUACCGUUCUCGCCCGCACCGGUCCAGUGUCGUAUCGUGUUAGCAUUGUGACCCCCCGGGGUGUGUGUGAGUGGGCGCGUCACCGUAAUCAUAUCGUACGUGCUCCGGACUCUGAGGACACGGUGAUCACAGCCACCGAAUUCCAUGAUGAAGACGACGUCACAGCUGGCACUAGCGCUAGCAGCCCCACUGAGCCUGUGGAACAGUCGACGACACCCAGAGAAACCGCCGAACAGGGUCGCCGCUACCCACUACGUCAGCGCGGACCUCCCGACCGCUACGGCACCUAAUCCUACUUCGGGACAGUAAAUAAGUGUGGGGGAGAUAUGUCGCGCGCCUAGGCGACAAGGUGUCACAGCAAGGCAUGCGCCGUGGCAGCGGCGCCCACGUUAUCACUCUGUGGUUGUACUUAAAAGCGCCGGCAUUCAAGCUGGCGCGGGCUUUCAUUCCUGCAAUAUAGAACCGAUCAGUUCGCCCGCCGUUGUUAAGUUGAUGGCUAAAUAAAGCCGUACUGUGUCGCUCAACCGUUGCGCUGUCCUUCCGUCAGACACGACAAAAACGAGGCAACAAAAAAAAAAAAAAAUUCACCGACGAUACUCCCUAAUGCGAAUUUCGAUCGUAGCUGUUUAGGUGUUUUGAAUUGGCGAUAUAUUACGGCAAAGAAUUUGAUUCUGAAAGACAAGGUGCUCUCGGCGGCGGCGCUGAGCCUCCGCUCGGGCAGCUCGUUUAGCAGCAGCGGCAGACGAAACAUUUCCACCGGUUGCGUCGCUCACUGUUCAGAAAAAAGGCGUGAACACGGUGUGAUGUUUGGGGUCGGGCAUGAAAUAGAUGGUAGCUGGCCCAUGCCGUCGUCCAACUUAUCCACGCUGAGGACAUUGUUGAAAGGAGGGACUUGUUCUCAUAUGGGAUUUAUUUAUAUUACUUAUAUGGGAAUAUGGGAUUUAUUUACAGUAUCUACAUGAGAACGUUACAAUUCAUCAGUCUAACAUGACUGAAAA
Messenger RNA from Dermacentor andersoni, 1601 nucleotides. NCBI's taxonomy places the organism in Eukaryota, Metazoa, Arthropoda, Arachnida, Ixodida, Ixodidae. The record is from RefSeq and is a predicted model, not a curated record.